AUGGAUGAUAAACCAAUUUCAUUACUUACGCAAGCUUCAGGAUAUGGGGUUUUAGUUGGUGUUGGAGCAUUAUUUGCUCUAGGUAUAAUUGUGGCAACAAAGCUCAUGACCAAAUACCUGCACGAAGAUUCUCAAUCGACAGAAAACUUCAUGGUUGCAAAUAGAAACAUUGGAGUGGGUUUGACUGGUUCGGUGGUGUUUAGUUCUUGGUAUUGGGCAACUGAAAUAUUAUGGGUUGUCACUAUGGUGUACAGUUAUGGUAUUAUGAGCAGCUUUUGGUAUUUUGCUGGAUUAUCAGUUCAAAUAUGUGUAAUGUCGUUACUAGGAAUCCAAGCAAAGAAAAAGAUUCCAAACGGUCACACCUGUUUAGAGAUCGUUGAACUUCGUUAUGGAAAAGCUGCUCAUUUGCUUUACAUGUUUAUGUGUUUAGCGAAUAAUUUGUUAUCAUCAUCUUCAAUGAUUUUAGGUGCCGCAGCUGCAAUAUCUAUUAUUUCUGGAAAUCUGAACAUUGUCGCAUCCACUAUGUUAAUUCCAUUCGGGGUGAUGUGUUACACUGUUGUAGGAGGGUUGAAAGCUACAUUUUUAACAGACUACUUUCAUUCCCUAAUUGCUUUGAUCAUAUUGGUUUACUUUAACACUGCCGUAAUCAGCAGUGACAAAAUUGGAGGGAUCAGCGGUCUAUAUGAUAAAGUUAUAAAACAUGAAGGUGAUCGAUACAUAGAAGGUAACUACAAGGGUUCUUUCUUGACAGGAAAAUCUCAAGGUGCUAUAUUUUUUGGUAUCAUUCACUGUGUUGGUGACUUUGGUUUGACAGUAAUGGAUUCUAGUUUCUGGCAGAAGGCAUUUAGUGCAAAUUUAAAAGCAUCAGUGCCAGGUUAUCUAAUCGCUGCUUUUUUAAUUCCGGCUAUUGUGUGGCCUUUAGGGACCAUAGUUGGGCUAUCAAAUAUUGUUCUUGAAAAAGAGUCUUUCUUUCCAACCUAUCCUCGGACAAUGAAUUCUAAUGAGGUUAAUAGCGGUUUUGGUCUUCCUUACACAUUAAUGGCGGUACUUGGUAAGGGUUCGCUUGGAGCUCUUCUUUUAGCAAUAUAUCUAGCAGUAACUUCCACCGUUAGUGCCCAAAUGAUAGCUGUCAGUUCUAUAAUAUCAUUCGAUAUCUACAGAAAGUACUUCAAUAGUAAGGCUGAAAACUCACAGUUGAUCAAAGUUUCUCACAUUGGUGUUAUCUUCUUUGGUUUAUUUUCUGCUGGAUUUACAGUCAUGUUGCAUUAUGUUGGUGUUGACAUGACAUGGAUGGGGUACUUUAUCUCAAUGAUAAUCUGUCCUGGUGUAGUGCCGCUUACCCUCACCAUACUGUGGGAUAGGCAAACUAAAUUAGCCGCAAUGGUUUCUCCUAUUUUGGGGUGUAUUGCAGGUAUAGCGGUCUGGCUAGGUACCGCCUUCAAAUUUUAUGGUGAAGUCACCAUUAAAACAACAGGUGCCCAAUUGCCUUGUAUGUAUGGUGGUUUAACAGCCUUAUUCUUACCUGCAAUUUUAACAGUAAUGAUAAGUCUUUGCGAUACCUCUUAUAGAUUCGAUUGGGCGGAAUUUAAUAAAGCGAAUCUCAUUGUUAAUGAUUUACAGGAUGAAGUGUCUGAAACAGCGAUUUAUAGUCAGGAUAAAUUGGAAGAAUCUAGAAUAGAAGUAUCAGAGGCUGGUGACAAACAUUUUGACUCUGAGAGGAACUUAUCUGUAGGCAAAGAGGCUUACUCCUCUGAUAUUGUUGAAAUAACUGAUUCUGCCAGUGGAAAUGCAACUUCUUCCAAUGACCAAAGAAUAAUAACCAUAUACACAAAGAUAGCUGCAGGAUCGGUCGUGUUUGUUCUAUUGAUAACUUGGGUCUUAUGGCCUUUGCCUUUGUAUCGGGAUUAUAUCUUUUCAAAAGCAUUUUUCACUGGAUGGACAGUGAUGUCUAUUUUUUGGGUCUAUCUUGCUUUGAUAAUGAUUGGAUUUUUUCCUCUAUGGGACGGGAGACACUCUUUAAUAAAAAUAGUCAAAGGUAUUCAAAAUGAUUUGAAUAAAUGA
This is a messenger RNA of Kluyveromyces marxianus DMKU3-1042, 2061 nucleotides long. RefSeq names its product sodium:solute symporter family protein (gene DUR3). The record is from RefSeq and is a predicted model, not a curated record. Gene Ontology annotation, biological process: urea transmembrane transport. The transcript has a single exon. Gene Ontology annotation, cellular component: plasma membrane. Lineage: Eukaryota; Fungi; Ascomycota; Saccharomycetes; Saccharomycetales; Saccharomycetaceae. The coding region runs from base 1 to 2061 and encodes 686 amino acids. Gene Ontology annotation, molecular function: urea transmembrane transporter activity.